UUCAUCUGCAUCAUGAUGGGCUGCAUGACCGCGCUGUCACUUUUGCUUCUCUUGGGCUCUCUUCUCACGAUAGUCCAGACCGACACAUCCGCAGGCGACACCAAGUUUGCAUUAGAGCUGCUCAGAGCGCUGGCCAGUGACCAGAGUAGUCCGAAUAUCGUAUUCUCGCCAUCGUCAAUCAGGACGGCCCUUGCUUUGGCCUACCUAGGCGCCGAAGGAGUCACUGGAGAGGAGCUAAAGCAGACCCUCUCACUGGAAGGAUCCGACAAGAAUGACGUGGCCCAACGAUUCGCUCAUCUUUUGGCCCAAGAAGAAAAUCAGUCUGAAGAUGACGCUCAGUUCAGCUAUGCCAAUCGUAUCUACGUGGCCGAGCGGUUCAGGCUUAUUCAGGCCUAUCAAGAGUUGGCCGGUAAAUACUUCAACGCAUCAGCCGAGAAUGUGAACUUCGAAGAGAACGUGAAAGUGUCCCAGCAAAUCAAUUCCUGGGUCGAGACGAAGACCCAUGACCAAAUCAAAGACCUCAUCAGCCCCGACUCCCUCAGCUCUGACACUGUCGCCGUCCUGAUUAAUGCAAUCUACUUCAAAGGCAAAUGGGAAAAACCUUUCUCUGAGACCAGGACGGCGGUGCACGACUUUGCGUCGCGAUUUGGAGAAAAAGUCAAAACGUCCUUUAUGUUUCAGUGGGAUUUUUUUAGACACGCCGAGUUGCCCUCCCUGAAGGCCACGGCUUUGGAAAUGCGUUACAAAGGAACGGACAUUGUUUUGCUGAUCAUUCUGCCUUUAGAGGAGCAGGGACUGUAUGCACUCGAGGAGAAGAUUAGUGUUUUGGACCUGAACGAGAUAAGUUCGCAAAUGAGAGAGGCGCACGUGCAGCUGCAGAUGCCCAAAUUUAAACUAGAGUUUGAAGUCUCCCUGCAGCCUGUCCUAGAGCAGCUGGGUAUAAAGACCAUGUUCGGUCCCAAUGCCGACUUUAGUAGCCUUUCCCAGGGCCGUAACAUAAAGAUCUCCGAGGUGAAGCACAAGGCCUUCAUGGAUGUAAACGAGAACGGAACCACGGCCGCUGCUUCCACAUAUGUGGUUGCUACGUCAUAUUCAUCCCACUUAGGGCCAACCAUACCAUUCAUCGUCGAUCAUCCCUUUUUGUUCGCCAUCAAGGACGAGCAUUCUACCUUCUUUCUCGGUCAUGUUAACCGUCCAUAUUAUUAGAAUAUGUAUGUAGCUAUUAGUCCAUGAAAUAAAAGACACCAAACG
Molecule: messenger RNA, 1251 nt
Organism: Drosophila miranda
Lineage: Eukaryota; Metazoa; Arthropoda; Insecta; Diptera; Drosophilidae
Product: serine protease inhibitor 42Dd-like
Exons: 5
Coding region: 13-1206 (397 amino acids)
Molecular function (GO): serine-type endopeptidase inhibitor activity
Source: RefSeq, a predicted model, not a curated record